Messenger RNA from Sardina pilchardus (European sardine), 472 nucleotides. Its product is annotated as C-C motif chemokine 22-like. The transcript has 3 exons. Lineage: Eukaryota; Metazoa; Chordata; Actinopteri; Clupeiformes; Clupeidae. The record is from RefSeq and is a predicted model, not a curated record. Bases 51 to 407 code for a protein of 118 amino acids. Gene Ontology annotation, biological process: immune response. Gene Ontology annotation, molecular function: chemokine activity. Gene Ontology annotation, cellular component: extracellular region.
UCUCUUCUCUUCAGCUUCACUUCAUUGAAUCAUCUGCUGCAUCUGUCACCAUGAGGACCCUGGCUGCUCUUCUGGCUCUAGUGCUGGUCAUCUCAGUUAGUGCUCAGUAUAGCCCAACAACACACGACUGCUGUGAUAAAUUCUCACCUCAACCGAUUCCUAUUGCCAUGGUGGUGUCUUCCUUCAAGACCAGCAGCAGCUGCUACCUGAGAGCUCUUGUGAUUGAAACAAAGAAAGGCAGGAAACUCUGUGUGGACCCUGAGGUGCCCUGGGUAAAAAGGCUUCUCCGCAUGUUGAACCACAAGCAAGCUAGAACCACUGUGAUGCCUACCUCAUCCUCGACUGUCAAUCAAGUGUCAACUUUCAAUCAAACAUCAGCAAGUCCUACUGGGUCUUAUGCUUUUUAGAUGAAAGUGAUCUACCAUUAACUUAUAAGCUAUUUAAGUCUACAUCAUUGUGUAUCACUUUUAAU